Messenger RNA from Myxozyma melibiosi, 660 nucleotides. RefSeq lists its product as uncharacterized. The record is from RefSeq and is a predicted model, not a curated record. Lineage: Eukaryota; Fungi; Ascomycota; Lipomycetes; Lipomycetales; Lipomycetaceae. The transcript has a single exon. Bases 1 to 441 code for a protein of 146 amino acids.
AUGCGCGCCAAUCCAAUGAUCACGAACCGGCUCCUGUUGGGACUGGUGUGCCUAGUGUGUUCUGCAAGCGAAGUUCUGGCCAAGGACUGGGUGGCGACUGAUAUCUGCUACACCGACGACCUCGGGAACAAUCUUUGCUAUGAUCCUGUGUCGUUGACGCCUUUCGAAUACAUUCAUUAUGACAGCGUCGGUAAUGAGACUGUCGUAAACUACGACGUGUCGCCUUCGCAGAUGGGAAUCGACUACAUGAACUACGUGUACGGUACCGAUAAUGUUACGCAUGCGAGGCAUCUAUUUGGAAUAAACAAGCGCGCUUCGGACUGGCGUGACUGUACCACUUAUAGAGGCAAUCUUCGAUGGGCGGCUUGUGAAGUCUCUCAUGGAAUAGGACCUCACGUUGGCGAUUUGGCUGUUACUACGCUGGCUGUCGUGAAGUUGUAACAAAGUUGUCUUGCAUGGCGAGUUCGGGUUGUCGUCGACGGACAUAGUUUAGUGAUGGUAAUAGAUAAUAGCUUCGGAGGUUGAACCUGAUGGUCGCAAUAGCAUGGAGGUAGUGAUCGUUGUAUCUGGUUGAGCCUCAGUAAGGUUCGGGAUUGAGGUCAAUUGCUUGAAGAACGAGAUAUGGGAGGGAAGUUCAAAGGUUGUUUCAUGAUAUUGUAG